AUGGAGCGGCCUCGCGGCACGAAGGCGGCGCCGCGCAAGAAGCGCCGCUGCUCGCCGCUGCCCGGGGCCGCCGCUGCCGCCCGCAGCCGCGCGGGCUGCGCCCUUCGGCCCUGCCGCCGGCGCCUCUUCGGCGGCGCCGGGCCCGCGGCGCCCCUGCACAGCAGCCUGAAGGGAAAGUGCAGUCUGAAAACCUUACCGAAAAUUAAAGAAAAGCUUGAAGUGACACAAGCGAGCCAUUCAUCUAAUCAAAGUACUCAACUGAAUGUCCAAGAGGUGACCAUUGUGGAAGAAACUGAAGAGCAGAUGGGAGAAAGUGCUGUACUGCUGAAGGAAUCUUCAGUAAUCAACUUUGAAAGUAAAGAAAGUUUGAAAAAUGCUGAAGUGACUUCAAGUACAGGAUUGACUCUUCCCACAGGUGUUUCAACCUUUCUAAUAGAGUGUUUAGAUGUAGAUUCCACUGCAGACUAUAACACAGGCUCUAAUGACAGCGUGAAUGUAUGCUCAUCCCCUGAAAUAUUCAGAGAUGAAGAUGGUUGGUCAGACAGAAGUAACCUUUGCCUCGAGGACUUUAUCAAAUACAAGAACUCAACUCUCCUGGACUCCAGCAAAGCAAUAACCAUAGAUAAGAUGCCACAGAUCUCAAAUCUGUCAGCAAUAUUAGAACCUAUGCAGGAGGAUUUUCGAGACCAAUACACCAGAAGAAAUAAACCAUCAAAAUGCAAUUACAGUUCUUCAGAAUUAAAUAUUUCAACUACCCUAGCAGGGAAAAAAAUCUGUAAAAUUACAGCUGCAAGAGAGAGAACUCCAGACCUAAAAACUGAUCUUCACUGUUCUUCACUGCCUGACAAUCAAGCCACUAAAGCCAAAAAGCUGAAAUGCAAGAAAAGAGCUGAAUUCUCUAGGCCUUUAGAAGAUGCAUCAUCAUUCAGACAGCUUGAAUCUGCCCCAGAAAACACUUCAGCCAGAUCAAUGGAGUUGACAGCACAAGUCUCGCCAUCCAAAAAGCCAGAUGCUGUGCAAAUGAGUUCUACCAUGCUGAUCAUGGAGAAUAACAAAGCCCUAAUAAAAAUCCCUGGUUACGCCCAGCCUGCAGAACUAGAUCCUAUAUGUAAUAGAGGAGAAAUCUGCUCCAUUGUUAGAACUUCACCAGGUCACAGGUCUUCCAGGCUUUCCAAAAUGCCUCUUAACAGAAGUGCAAUCUGCUUUCCCAAAAGAAUGCCCGAAGAUACGAUUACAAGUACCAGAAAUUGGGUCUACAGUAAACAUAGAUGAGAUUUCCGGUUUUCAGCAAGAGUCAACAGAAGAAGAAAGGUCUUGUUUCCUGUGGCAGAGGUGAAAUGAGGACAAUAAGCAAAACUACUGACUGUUUUCUUUUUCUUAURCACUGUCUAAAAUUAACAUAAUGCUGCUUUGUAAUAAGCCUCUAGAUGCUUUUCUUGAGUGCUUUAAUAUUAAAAUUUUUGUACAAGAAGUUAGAURUUUUGGGAGACAUUGUUCUGUAAAUACUCCAUAAGGAUAGUUCUUUAGUUAAUUUAUUAUUUUCUUAAGAAAAUGUGACUCAAGGGCAGCAGGCCAGGUUGUGUUGAUGGAAUUAUUUUUGGCACUUGCUAUGCCAAGACUUUAAGGUUUCUGUAGUAGUAUAAGCAUUUAAAGACAUGACCUCCACUUGAGCUAAGCGUUAACGUUGUUCAUAAAGGUAACUCUGUUCCUUGAAAAUGUAACUGUAAAGCAUUUAUGUACUCAGUGACUCAGAAGCCAAUACAGGAUAUUAAGCUACCAUUAAACUGCAUGCAUGGUUAGGUCUGCAGAGUUGGGGAUGCAGGAGUUUGUCCAGGUCUUCUUCCCCUACCAGCAUCCUAGUGCAGGUAUCUACUUGUGAUCAACACUAGCAUCACACAGUGCCCACUUGCCGUUUUCCCCUUUCUUCUCAGCUAUUCUGUAAUGCCACCUCCUUCUACACAGCCCCCCUSAACCCCAGUGUGUUCAGUAACCCCCAGAAUCCCUAGGACUGGGAUCUUGUGACACACUUCAUGUGUGUCACACAGCAAUGGUCCCAGUAAACUGUUCUGUGGUACAGACCUGGGGCUUGCAGACUGCUCGACCUCCGCAGCAAAACAGUGAGCAUCUGUGGAGCUUGAUUAGAGCUGCAGGCAGAGUGCUCCUUUUGUCACUUAAUUGUGCUCUGAUAGGGUCUAGCUUCUUGGUAGAGAGGCUGGGCCGAUGCCCUGGGAAGCAGGAGAGAGGAGGGCUCAGAAGGCCCAUGUUUGUUCACGUAACACAUCCCAAUUCUUUCCAAAGCUGGAUAUUUGUGUUCUGGAUUUUCAGGUUGCUGCUCAGGCUACCUGGAGCAUAGGUCUUCCAUGUGCUUCCAAAUCAGUCUCUGGGUUGUUAAUCUAGAAAURCCAUUCUUCCAAAGACUGCUGGGUGCCUGAACAAAAAGUCUUCUGCACUUGCAUUUAUUGCAGGCUUAAAGUAUCUUGGAUCCCUACAAAUGUUCUCACUAACAACCACCUUUACUCAGGAUCUCUUCUGUAGAAAUAAAGGAAAUUUUACAAGAUAGUGUGGCUUUCCAGACCUUUGUUUCUCAAUAUUAUGAGCCAGAACGUUUGUGCUCUGGAAAGUAUUUCUAAAUUUCCAAAAGGAGUAUGGCAGGAAGACAUAAAAUCCAAAACUUUAAUUAGUUUGACUGCAUUUGGAAGUACCUGUGAAAGUUCAGACCCUGAACCUCUUCCCACUGCUUUCAGGUAGAAACAGAUGCAAAUAUAUACCAUUAGAUUUAGUCUAUAAACAAGUAUUAUAUAAACAUAUUACAUGGCUCAAGGUUAAAAAUGAUGGCAUUAAGUUAUUUUUCCUUUGAGCAUAGUGGAGUGGGUUCUGCCAGCAACUUGUUGGAGACCUCUUGGGAAUGCUUCUAAUUACCAGUAUCCUUGUUCCUACAAAUAUUCAGCCACUAGUAAUUAAGGAUGCAAGAAUCUAGAGCCCGUAGGUGAUGGAAGUUAGCACCUUGGCUUAGCUUUCUAUUCUGCUUAAAGCUGUUUAUCUAAUACGUUGCAAUUGCAAAGACUGUGCAAGUAAUGGUUCACACUUAAAGGAUGAUGCAGAAUAAAAGAAAUACCUACUCUAGGACUUCUAGAAAACCUAUUAAAAAAAAAAAACACUUUAUUUUGCCCCCAAAGCAUUUUAUAGUGUCCCUAUAAGGAGCAGGCUAAUAGUGGCAAACUACAAAGGUAGUGCAAGACAAGAAGGCAUCAUCUGUUAAAUGUGCUAGGGUUGUAGCUGCCUGAAAAUUGCCAGCUUUUGCUCCUGUUUUUCUCAAUGUGAUGGGAAGGAAUAUAUAGGAGAACAGAAAUAACAUGAACUGCGAUCUCUCGUGUCCUUCCCUUCAGUUACAAAAAUGCUGCUUCUCAUUUUCAGCCUUUGUCUGACUYGAAGAGAAAGUGUAAUUAAUUACUAGACUAGCUUGCUGCCCCAGGGAAGGAAAUCUUACUCGUUUUGAGGCCAAAACAAUAUCAGCUCUUGUUCUGCUUUUUCCAAAGGGUAGGCAUUUUCCCAUGUUUCGGUUCUCAGCUGAAGAAUGGCUACAUAUAAAAUUUCACCCAAAGUGGAAACGGGCUUUUCCAUCUUGGUGGAUAAAGGUUACGGGUCACAGGCAGUACAGAAGAGCCCAUUUGUGCAGCGAGUUGGGACAGAAGUCAGCUCAAUGGGCUCCUGUGUCACAAAUCUGGACACAGCCGCGUCGUAACGGUUUGAAUGGAAUUGCUGAAAAUGAGCCAGUCUCUCCAAGAGCCGUGUCAAUACUUAAUCACUGGGAAGUGCACGUUGUAGCUGCAGAGCU
Nothoprocta perdicaria is the source of this 3835-nucleotide messenger RNA. It is a transcript of the gene MEIKIN, whose product is annotated as meiotic kinetochore factor. Gene Ontology annotation, biological process: male meiosis chromosome segregation; meiotic sister chromatid cohesion, centromeric; female meiosis chromosome segregation. Lineage: Eukaryota; Metazoa; Chordata; Aves; Tinamiformes; Tinamidae. Bases 1 to 1272 code for a protein of 423 amino acids. The transcript has 13 exons. Gene Ontology annotation, cellular component: kinetochore. The record is from RefSeq and is a predicted model, not a curated record.